Molecule: messenger RNA, 1865 nt
Organism: Frankliniella occidentalis (western flower thrips)
Lineage: Eukaryota; Metazoa; Arthropoda; Insecta; Thysanoptera; Thripidae
Product: inactive ubiquitin carboxyl-terminal hydrolase MINDY-4B
Exons: 11
Coding region: 376-1764 (462 amino acids)
Biological process (GO): protein K48-linked deubiquitination
Molecular function (GO): cysteine-type deubiquitinase activity; K48-linked deubiquitinase activity
Source: RefSeq, a predicted model, not a curated record
GCCGGGCGGAGCUGGUCCGUGCGUGUGCGUGAGUGCGUGCCCGCAGCCAUGGCACCGACGGCGUGCAGCGUCCCGCUGUUUGACGCGACGACCCGCAGGGCGUCGCCGUGAAGCCUGAGGCCUUCCCCCGCGCCCGCGGCGGCUUCACGCCGCGAGGCGUCAUCAAGUGAAGUGGGCUUCACCGCGACGGGCCGGGCUCGGUGCGUGCCGCGCAGGCCUGGGACUUCCCCUCGGCCCCUGAACUCGGUGGCCGCCCCCCAGCCGCACUUCGGCGCGACGACCCCGGGCGCCGGGCUUCCUCCGACCCGCCGUCGCCGCAGUCGGCGUCGCCGCGCCGCCACGACGCCUGUGCCGGAGACCGACGGCCGCCUCGCCAUGGCGUCGGACACGGACGACGCCUCCGACUCGGACAGCGAGCUGCUGCUGCACGACACCGCCCGCGUCUCGCCCGCCGCUCUGCGCCGGCGCCUGUCUGGGAGGCGGCCCAGCACCGCGGCCGCGCCCAGGACGACGACGACGGCGACGACGACGCUGCUGUCGGCGCGCCACCAGUGCAGCGUGUGCGCCGUGUCGCCCGCCGCCUCGCCCCUCAUCCCCAAGCGCGGCCAGUCGCUGGAGGCGGCAUGCGGCGCUCAGGCGGCGCAGGAUGGCGGCCUGCCGCGGCAGACGUCCUUCCCUCCCUACAUGCGGCGCAGAGAGCGGGUGAUGUACGGCCGUUCCCAGCGCGGCCUGCACAUGAGGACACCGGUCAUCGGGGGCACCCCCGUCACGGAGGAGCAGGCGGUGCUGCUGCGCACGGUGGUGUUCGGGGACGCGGCCACGCCGCCGCGCUCCGAGUGGUCGCGCACGGGGCUGGUGAUGCGCGAGCCGGAGCGCGACCUGGGCUACGGGCUGCGCGCGCCGCGCAACGGCACCCGCGGGCUGCUCGCCGUCGUGCAGGCCUACCUCGUCAAGCACCUGCUGUUCGAGGCGCCGCCCGGCAUGGAGGGCGCCGGCCCGCCCACCGCCAGGCCCGAGGACUUCCAGGACGGCGUCACGGAGAAGCUACACCUGUUUGAGUUUACCACUCUGCAAGACCUUCAGAUCUUCAUGAAGCAGUACCUUUACCUGUUCACCGACGACCCCGGUCCUGGCACGCUGCUGCUGCUCUACGCCGCCGUCCUCACCAGGGGCUGCGACAAGGUGCAGGUGGACCUGGAGGACGAGAAGGCCUGCCUGGUGACCACGGCGGAGGAGGGCCCGCAGACCAUCGUGACCCUGCUGCUUGUGGGCCGCGCUACGCCAUACCUCCACAACGGCAUCGUCUACGUGGGCGACGAGGACCACUACGCCAUGCCGCAGUACGGCGUGCUCAACCGGUCGGACGUGGGCUUCCUUGUGUGGGACGACACCAACGACAGCGAGCUCCAGGAGUCGUCCCGGCAGCCCGGGUCGCGCCUCAAGACGCCGUCUCUGCCCGUCUGGGUCGUGGGCUGCAGCGGCCACUACGGCGUCAUCUUCAACACGAACCGCGAGCUGCUGAGAAACUACCACGCCGAGCGCAGGUUCGAGCUGCUGUACUACACGGCGGGCGCGGGCCAGUGGAGCCUGACCGUCGACACGCGCUUCAACGAGGCCGGCGAGUCCGCGCCCAGCAAGUCCAGCUCCUCGCGCCCCAAGGAUGACUUCACCACCACGGCACAAGCGCUGUGCCUGGAGAAGGUCAUCCAUACCAAAUGGCAGGACGCCCACGUGACCUGGAAUAGUAUGAUUCCGGGAGUCUGAGACCAUUAUUUUAAAACAACUACCACGAACUGCCACAUACGUGAAGGUUUCCUUGAAUUUAGUUAAAAAACAUGUGAUCUAUAGUAAAAUUUAGAUGUCAA